GUCCCUCUACUGGCCUGUGCCUCCUCUGAACCCCCAUCCGGAGCCAAAGAUGUCUGUACAGUCAGGGCACCAGGCCAGGCCUCAUACCUUGUCCCUCAUGCAGGCCCCUAGGCAUCACAGGUGCAGCGUUCAGGGGCCCCUCAGGGUCGGUUGGCACCCAUGAUUUUAUCUCCCUCUUACUUGUGACGGCACUGCCCGUGCCCCCCGGGCUCCAGUGAGGGCCUGGACCUUGCCCCAGGUGUGCAGAGCCCCCUGUAGUCCCUCUCCCAGCCUUCACGUGUGCUGGCCAUCGUAGGCCACCAGCAGUCGGUGCUUCACAGCCAUGCUGCACACCUCCGCACCAUUCAGUUGCCACUCUGUGCGCCACUCAACAGUGACAGUAAUGGGGUUCUCCAGAGAAAUGGAACCCGCAGGAUAGAGCGAGAGACGGUGGGGGCUGGUGAGUGAGGUCUGCAGGGCAGGCCAGCAGGCCAGGGACUGAGGGGAGAGUGGACUUUGUGGCCUGGGGUCCAAAGUCUGCAAACUCAGGGUUAGCGUGUUAAAGUCUGAAGGCAGCACUGCUGCUUUGGGAAACCUCUGUCCUUGCCCUUAAGGCCUUCCACUGACUGGAUGCAGCCCUCCCAAAGUGUGGAGGGCAAUCUGCUUUAUCAAGGUCUGCGAAAUUCAGAGUUAACCACAUCUAAAGGAUGCUUUCACAGCAGCAUGGAGACUGGCGUUUGAACAAACAGUGGGCACCAGGGCCUGGCGAAGUCGAUGUGUCGAACUGACCAACGUAGUCACUCCCCUGUGCUUGCAGGGACUCAGCCGGCACACUGCUCUGUCCCGUGCCCACCUCGACGCCCAGCAACUGCUCCUUUCCCAGCAGCCGCGGGCAGUCCCACAACCUCCCCGUGUGUAGCACCGGCCCCCCCCCCCCCACACCGCCGUCGGACAGUUGCGUCUGCACACGUCCCCGCAUGCCGUCCAGCCGUGCCGCGGCACGCACACACCGCAUUAUUCAGCCGUCACCCCUUGCACACGUGUCCUGUCGUAUCCACCCCCGGAACCCCUGCUCUACCACGUCCUCGCUCCUCCCACGCAUCCCACACGUCCCUUGAAUGCCGGUGCUCACACUACCCUCCAGUCAGUGCACGGUGUGCACACCUGCAGUACCUCACAUUUGCUCCUCCUGUUCUCAUCAUCAAGAUUUUGGCUCUAGCACGCCCACUGGGUGCUAUUAGACAAUGUCGCACUGCACGCUCAGGCCACGUGCAAACUUGGCUUCGUUCUGUUCCUUGUAGUCCUGUCUCCACAGCCGUGGUGUGCCGUCAAGCGGUGCUUGCACGUUCGUGGUGCAAACCCGUGACCACUGCACACACGGCAACUCAUCAGUUGUUCCUCGCGCGUUCAAGCUGUGCCAUCCAACCCACUAAACCACCCAGAACUGCCGUGUGUGGCCAACAGCUGCUGCUCCAUGUCGCUCUAGCUUCCGCCCCCCUCUUGCACACCCACUUGCAUUCAACAAACUGCACAGUCACUGGGCCUGGGCCUGAGCCAUGCUGUGUGUCCAGUUGCAGCUGCUGGGGAGGAGGGGCUGACUCAGCAUCGUCCCCAUCAUUCACCCGUCUCUUGCCUCUGCAGGCUGUCUCUUCAGGGGAAGAUGUUGGCAGUAUGUGACCAGGUGCACUGGAGGCUCUCUGGCUUGCCUGGCUUGCCCUUCAGCUCCUCGUCCUGGGGAAGGACCUGGAAGGGCACUCCAGCAAGCUCGGGGCAUGUGUGUUUGCCGCCUGGAUUGGAACCAUUCCAGCGUUUCACUGGUGAGGCAGUGUGCGUGCUGCCCGUGGAUCGUCAUUUCUGGUAGCACCCCUCUGCUCAGGCUGCAUUUUUCCGCCUCCUCAUGGGAAAAGUCUGCACCCCCAUGACGUAACCAGGACACAGUCGUGAGGCCUCAGCCAGACAGGAGUGACCACAGUGUACCUGAUGGGGUGGGCGUUUCUGGGGUGAACAACUGUGCAAGGCAUAGUGGGGAUGCUGGAACUCCUUGUGUACAGGGAGCAGGGAUGCUUAUGGACUGAGUUGCAACUGUGGCUCUAAAUUCUGCAUCACAAGUCUUUACCCUGGAUAAGAAGCCAGCAGGAAAAGGAGGUCUGAGGUCAGAGACCACCCCAGGAGGGUUUAAAUCUAGGUAAAGCCAAAGAUACAGACGUAGUGAAAAGAAGGGGCACCUGCCCCCCAACGUUCAUAGGAGCAAUGUCCGCAAUGGCCAAACAGUGGAAGAAGCCGAGGUGCCCUUCAACAGACGAAUGGAUAAAGAAGAUGUGGUCCAUAUAUACAGUGGAAUAUUACUCAGCCAUC
Molecule: messenger RNA, 2334 nt
Organism: Neomonachus schauinslandi (Hawaiian monk seal)
Lineage: Eukaryota; Metazoa; Chordata; Mammalia; Carnivora; Phocidae
Exons: 1
Coding region: 754-1656 (300 amino acids)
Source: RefSeq, a predicted model, not a curated record